AUGUGGAAGGCCCAAGGCGUAUACUCGGCUUCUACAGCAGCAGCCUCCUGGUAUAGUCGCGCAACGGAUUAUUAUGAGGACAACUGUCCACCCACAGUGGACGGCGUUCUGGGCGGUUUUGCUGCAAUUUCUGACCUAGAUUUGGAGGGAUCUCGGGCGUUUCUCAACGACGUUGUUGUGCAGCGAGGUUACUCCAGUGUUAUUUGGUCAGCAGGAGCCGCCUGCGAAUGUGGGGCGGGUAUUGGUCGCGUUUCCAAAGGGCUCCUGUUGCCGCUGGGUGUGCAACGAUGCGAUUUGGUGGAGUCUUCACCGCGACUUUUGGCAGCUGCCCCGGAUUACAUUGGAGACGAUGGCGGAGUUGAACGCUGCCGAUUUUACUGUCAAGGACUUCAGGAGUGGAUGCCGCGGAAAAGCUCAUACUCUAUUGUUUGGAUUCAGUGGGUUUUUUGUUAUCUGACGGAUGAAGAUGCGAUUGCAUUUCUGCGACGUUGCGGCGAAAGCUUGUUGGAUUCGGGUGGAGUUAUUUGUCUCAAAGAAAAUACGUGCGAUGACCAAGACUUUAUCGUAGACGUGGAGGAUGCAUCUUUGUCGCGAUCUGCACGAUAUCUGCAUUGGCUGGCACGAGAAGCGGGUUUACGAGUAGUACACGCACAAAUCCAGGACAACUUUCCAGAUCAAAUUUUUCCUGUUUAUCAACUCGCGCUGGAAGUCGCUACACCAUGA
Molecule: messenger RNA, 723 nt
Organism: Phaeodactylum tricornutum CCAP 1055/1
Lineage: Eukaryota; Bacillariophyta; Bacillariophyceae; Surirellales; Neidiaceae
Exons: 1
Coding region: 1-723 (240 amino acids)
Biological process (GO): N-terminal protein amino acid methylation
Cellular component (GO): cytoplasm
Molecular function (GO): methyltransferase activity
Source: RefSeq, a predicted model, not a curated record